CACCACCCAGUGGCUAUGGUUGGCAGCAGUGUUCGCGUUAAUUAUGAGCGGGGAAAUAGUGUCGCGUAUGGGAAGCAGCACGGUUGGCUGAAGCGUUCGUCGAGCGCUAACGUUUGCAUCUCCAUACCGGAUGAGCUGGUGAUGACCCCGGCAGCCGAGAGCUCCACUGUUAUCGACAUGACGGGUGAACAGAAGGGCACGGUGCUGGUGACCGGCGGUGCCGGUUACAUCGGUUCCCACACGGUCGUUUCGCUGCUCGAGGCCGGCUACGGUGUGGUGGCGCUGGACAACUUCACCAACUCCGUCAACUCGGCCAAGAACGAGUCGGUCGCGCUGAAGCGCGUCGAGGAAAUUACCGGCAGGAAGGUACACUUCUAUCGCUGCGACCUGCUGGACAAGGAUGCGGUCGAGCGCAUCUUCAAGGCGCACCGCAUCGAUUCGGUAAUACACUUCGCGGCGCUGAAAGCGGUCGGCGAAUCGAUGACGAACCCGCUGCUGUACUACAAGAACAACAUGAUCGGCAUGAUCAAUCUGCUCGAGGUGAUGGACAGUCUCGGCAUUUACAAGAUGGUGUUCUCGAGCUCGUGCACGGUGUACGGCGAGCCGGAGCGGUUGCCAAUCACGGAGGAAAACCCCACCGGCAACGUGACGAACGUGUACGGCCGCACCAAGUACUUCAUCGAGGAGAUGCUGAAGGAUGCGGUGCGGGCGGAUCCGAAGUGGAACAUUAUAGCGCUGCGCUACUUUAACCCGGUCGGGGCACACAAAUCGGGCCGCAUCGGGGAGGAUCCGACGAAGCAGUUCACCAAUCUGAUGCCGUACAUUAGCCAGGUCGCGAUCGGGAAGAAGGAUGUGCUGACGAUCUUUGGCAAUGAUUACGAUACGCCCGAUGGGACGGGUGUGCGGGACUAUGUGCACGUGAUGGAUCUGGCCAGUGGGCAUGUGGCGGCACUGCACAAGCUCGACCAGGAGCAUCUCGGGUUGAAGAUGUACAAUCUUGGCACCGGCAAAGGAAUAUCCGUCAUGGAGCUUAUACAAACCUUCGAGCGGGUGAACAAGGUCAAGAUUCCGUACGUGAUUCAGGAACGGCGUGCCGGGGAUAUUUCGUCCAUGUACGCCAAUGCGACGCUUGCCGAGAAGGAGCUUGGCUGGAAAGCCGUUCACAGUGUCGAUGAGAUGUGUGAAGACUUUUGGCGAUGGCAAACGAUGAACCCGAACGGCUACAAAACGGAGCAAGCUAAUGGGCACCAUUAGGGACGGGUCUGUUCCGGCCGGUGCUGCUUAUUGACAGGUUUUAUCGUAUUUAUUCAAAUGCAACGCGCCGCCUUCUUCCAUGGCCAGUUCGUACAGGCGUUUGUUUUGCAGUUUUAACACUUCCAUUCCAUACGAGGUGCAGCCUGGGUAGAGGCUGCGUGCGAAUAGUUCUAAACAGGUGGCUCCGGGCGGUACAAAUUUCGAUGUGAAUAAAUCUGCAAUCGAAAGCCGUGGAGAGACCAAUUAUAUCGUAA
Molecule: messenger RNA, 1508 nt
Organism: Anopheles gambiae (African malaria mosquito)
Lineage: Eukaryota; Metazoa; Arthropoda; Insecta; Diptera; Culicidae
Product: UDP-glucose 4-epimerase
Exons: 4
Coding region: 16-1254 (412 amino acids)
Biological process (GO): beta-D-galactose catabolic process via UDP-galactose, Leloir pathway
Cellular component (GO): cytosol
Molecular function (GO): UDP-glucose 4-epimerase activity
Source: RefSeq, a predicted model, not a curated record